Somion occarium is the source of this 3263-nucleotide messenger RNA. Lineage: Eukaryota; Fungi; Basidiomycota; Agaricomycetes; Polyporales; Cerrenaceae. The record is from the annotation of a GenBank genome assembly.
AAGCCCAAAUUUGAGGUAAUAUCGUGAUUCCUUAAUCCCAAUCAAACGAACCUGCGGUAAUGAAAACACCAAUCUUCGGAAAACAGGUGUAAUUCCGAAGAUAGCUUACAUCAAGCUGAGGUCGCGAAACCGAAUAUGGCGUCAAAGAUGAAACUCUGUGUGGGCCUGUGGACAGCCGAUAAUCCAAGCUUUUGUACCAUUCCCUCUAUGUACUUCAGUCAGGGAGCAAUCUGUUCCUGAAAGGUACGAAGAUGUACUCGGAUUUUAACAUGGGAUGUCUCUGCUUGGAACCAUGCUGUGUGGUCAAAGGCCAUAGCGUCCCCAUUGUCCCUAAUUUUCCGCCGCUUUUGUGACUUCAUUACCUAAAGUAAGGUACUGGCCACUUGAAUCUUCUUUGUCCUUGUCUCAGUUCCCAUCACUUGGGGCCAUAGACACACAAAGGUCACUGCGGCACCCAAAAAUCGAUAUAAACCCGCUGCCACACGGACACUUGACAGCAUGUUUUGAUUUCCGUCUCCCCUUUUGCUACUACGAUGUCGAUCCCAUCUGACCAUACCACGCACUCAGACUCCCCUCCACCGGCAAACCCUGAACCACCGCCUGACGAUGAAGGAACUCCCUACAAAUUCACGUUACAAGGCUGGAUACAAUGGUGCAAUAAAUACAUCUACUACGACGACCUGCGAGAAAUGCUCAUUGAAGAGAUGACUGGCCUUUUCGUUGGGCCCAUGCCCCCACACAAUUUCAUCGACGCCCUCAUGAGGCUGAAGAAGAAACUGAAGGCCGCGCCAAAAGUCGAUUUCUCCGAAGUGCCUUUCACGGGAGUCGAAAAGGAUAUGUACGAACCCUUAUGCAACGCUAUCAACGAUUCUCUCGUCUGCCCUGGCUUCAAGUUGGUCGACGUUUCGAGCUCAGUAGACAAGAAUGGUAUUCGACUGCGCCCGGAUCUUGUACUUGUACCCACCGACGCUAAAGACAUGAUGGACUAUACGAUCAUGGAGUUUUUCGUCGAGGUCAAGGUCGCAAAACCCGCAGACCCUUUUUACGACAUCAAUAGCAAGGCCUUGAAAGAAACCAUCGAGAAAAUGAAGGGAGACAGCGCGGAGACUCGUGGGCAGAUCACAAGCUAUGCAGCUGCAUUAUUGUCUCGUCAGCAUAGAACGUUCGCAUUCUCUAUCACCAUCUGUGGCCAAUAUGUUCGCUUCUUCCGUUGGGACCGCGCUGGAUGUAUUGUCAGUGAUACGUUUAACUUCCUCGAAGACUCACAUCUUUUGGCCGAAUUUUUCUGGUGCUAUGCCCAUAUGACACGCGAACAACGUGGCUUCGACCCUACUGUGGUACCUGCUUCUGCAGCCCAGGCCAAACUGCUCUCUGACGCUCUGUCGCAAUACAUCAAGGAGUCCAGGCCCCGCAACGUCAGCUAUCUGCAACCCAAACCCGAUUCUACCUAUCCGAUCUCCAAGAUGCAGGUUCCAACGACGAAUGGAAUUCGCGAGUUGAUCGUUGGCAAACCUUUCCAGGAUAGUAACUCUCCUUGUGGACGAGCGACAAGGGCCUACGCUGCAUAUGACCUGGUGGAGAAGAAGGUCGUCUUUGCCAAGGAUUACUGGCGUGACGAGGGUAAAGGGCUGCUUUCAGAAGCUGAGUUCUAUGACAUACUCAAGCAGAGCAAUGUACCCUUUCUGCCUGAAGUCAUUGCAGCUGGGGACUUGUAUGUGAAGCCAAAGCAGAGGAAUGCGUGUCAGAAGACAUAUACUCAAAAGUAUUCCCCUAGUAGGGCCAAUCGCCCGAAGUGGUGCCAGCCAUGUGCGGAGCUGCGGACCCUGGUUCAUUGUAGGGUCGUUCAAAAACUCACCUUUCCUCUCCCGUCUGCGCUCUCAUCGAAGGAGGCCGUUCAAACUAUUCGCGAUGCGAUUGAAGCUCUCAAGGUCGCGUAUCACCACGGCAAGGUCUUUCAUCGCGACAUUAGUACUGGAAACAUCAUGAUCGAUGAAUCUGGUCGCGGGAUCCUCAAUGACUGGGAUCACGCACAGAAAGUGGGUUUCAAGAACAUAACUCAAACAUAUCAGACAGGUGUUUGGCAAUUUAGGUCUAUCUUAUUGUUGCGACAUCCCAAGAAAGGCCACGACAUUCAUGAUGACCUGGAAUCCUCAUUCUGGGUUCUGCUUUAUAUUUCUCUCCAUUAUUUCGAACACAACCAAGGAAUCAUUCUCGACUUCAGCUUCUUCGACGAAUACAAGAAGCAUGUUGGACUCAAGAAGCAAGAAGAAGAUGUCCGGGACAACUGUUAUUCAAUGAAAAGUUCCUCUAGGAAGAGCUUCCUGACUGACGGACUGGCCGACGUCCAAUGGAAGUGCGCUCCAUUGAACAAACUCAUCCACGGGCUUAGAAUUUUCUUUGAGGAUUAUUUAUUCUAUCAUUCGAGGCAAGAUGAUGACAAACACAUGGCUUCCUUCAAGGACAUACAGGAGAAGACGGUUCAAGUCGAUGUCAUCCUCAAUUUAUUCGACAGUGCUUUAGCAUCUAACGAUUGGCCGGAGAACGACGCUCUAUCUGACCAAUACCCGCCCAUGACCGACAAGCAGACGGCUCAACUGCUUCAUGAUUUGGAGUCACGGGCUAUUGCUUCUGCUGCUCGGAAGAAGAAGAAGUCUACUGCUCUCGCUGUUGGACGGCGUGCAUCCGUCCCUUCGACUGCUCUAGGUUGCAUGCGAAUUCGGUCGUGUAUUCCUGGAAUACGUUCCAGCAAACGAUUAGCCCAACCGAAGAACGGACAGCAAGCUCCUGCACCGGAGGCAGAGCCCUCACAACUCCCUAUGAGUUCUCACGGUACAGUGAAGAGAAGACUCAAUGAAGACCCUGCAAAGUUAUCGAGUUUCCGCUCGAAGCGGGCAAAGAUUGCAAAGUGAAGGCCUUCAAACGCGCACCGCCGCCCGAGCGAUCAGCAAAGGCGCAUCGGUUUCCUACACGUUUUGAGUUGAGAAGCUGAACAGUGCCAGUAAGAGUGGUUCGCCCAACAAGUUAUAGCAGGAAGACGUCGAAAUGCAUCAUGACCGAUGCCAAAAUCCCAGUCGUUCGAAGACGAACGAGACACUGUCAUUGUCAGACAAAGGAAGGGAAACAGACAUCGCGAGGGUAAUAAAAGGCGGGUUCUUCAAGUCAACCGAAGUUAACGGUAGUCUACCUCAGUUGAAGUCGAGUACACGUAGAUGUUGAUGAUUGUACGACUUUGCAUUAUACAUAUAACUUAUAAGUACCCCUUC